AGGACUGUUUGAGAGAGUUUAGGCGGACAAAUGUACAUAAAUAAAAUACAAUAAUUGUUAUAUAAAUAUAUUUUAGGAACAGAAAUCGAUAUUUUAGGCUUGUGGAUUAUGGAUAGGAAAGGAACCGUCAGGAGAGCCACUUCGGCGGGUUAUCGUUUACCGGAGCGACCGAGCGUCGCCCUCGCCUCGCAGUCCUCGGUGUCUGUGGUGAGACCCUUGCCGGGCAGGGCACGAAGCAACGAGCCGCCGGAGCGAGAUAUCGACACCCGAGACCCGGUAAAACAGGACCAAGUCUGGCGGGAGUUCGUGCACGCCGAGCAAACCGGAGCGAAGGAAUGGGAGAAGAACUGGGGCUUUCUGAAAGACUUUGACCAGCUGGGUCGCCCCAGGGCGGAGCCCCCCCUCCCCAGCUAUGUGCCUCUGUACUCCGACACAGUUCCCAACACCACCAACCAGACGUUUGGCAGCCGGGUGUGUACUGAGCUGGGUAAAGAGCUGAUGCGGAUCGACAAGCUGCUGAUUCUGACGGCAUCACACCGAAAGACCAAACGGAGUCCUGAGAUGCAGCCCUGCUGACAGACGGUCACAACCGUUAUCUUAGCUGAGAGAUUUUAGCUGCUGAAGAACCAAAACAUCUCCAAACAGAACUAACUCUACCCUGCUAGAAAGACGCCUUUAAUGGACUCGAUGUUAAAUGUGAACAUCAGGAGUAAAAUAUAUAACGUCAGCGCAGUUAUUAUCAAAAGCGUGUAAACAGGCGGACAAAAUCUGUGCUGAUGUAUUACAAUCAUAUGGAAACAACAGACACAUUUGAAUCAAGCACAUUCAGUAAUUUGUGCGGAAAAGAUUUAGUUUUAAUGCUAAAAUGAGAAUUGUGCUCUAAAAGGCUCGGCUUGGUGCACAAAUACUGUAUACACUACUGUGUAAAAGUCUGGAAUCACUUUUGAAUAAUCCGUUUUGCUGCCGACGCAUGUAUAACGGUUAUGAUACGAUGCUAAUAUUCUAUAGGUUUCAAACAAUUUAUAGGAAGCUGUACAAAUUCGGAAAUGUUCCAUCAUAAACGGAGCUGUAGAUGAUCCCAUUAUCAUGGAGAAAGCUGUACAGCAGGGGUUUUUCAUUAAAAUCCAAAAAGGUCCAGUUAGAGAAAAUUUCCUGAAGCGAAGGUCCAGAACAUCAUUACGUCUGACCUGCAUCACGACUCAGUGCCUUAUACUGUUUACUGAAGUAGCCGAGUAGGAAUAUCAACAUCUUAUACAGUCGACAGCUGAAUAUCAGAUCAAAUGAAGUCCAGUUCGGUCAGAUUUCAACACCAUUUACUGAAUAUCAGAUCAAAUAAAGUCCAGUUCGGUCAGAUUUCAACAACAUUUACUGAUAAUAAUGAAAUAAUGAAAUUAAUAUUCAGAAUUUCUCAUAUUUGAAAAGCGAAAAUCGAAAAAUCUCACUGAUAAUAAAAAUUUUAUGACAAGAAAUUACUGUACAUUUAAAAAAAGGGUUCUUCAUGGGGUUCUUUAGUGAAGAAAAUGGUUCCAUAUAGAACCGUAAACGCUCAAAGGGCCCUUUACAUGAUUAAAUGGCUCUUUACAUCAUGAAAAGUUCUUUGGAUUGAUGGAAAAUGGUUAUGAAUGUGGAUAGAUGGUUCUAUAUAGAACCUUUUUGAAAAGAGUUCUAUAUAACACCCAAAAGGGGCUCUUCUGUUGUUGUAAGCUUGACAUUGUAACAAUAGAAGAACGCUUUGUGGUGCUAUAUAGAACCAAUUUCAUAAACACUGUAGAUUGUGUGAGGAUAUGCUUUGUAUGGUUCUAUAUAGAACCAUUUUGAAAAUGGUUCUGUAUAGCACUCAAAAGGGUUCCUCAGUUGUUGUAAGCUUGAUAUCGUAAAAAUAGAAGGCUUAUUGGUGCUAUAUAGAACCCGUUUCAAAAAGGUUCUAUAUAGGACCAUCUACAGAAAAUUCAUCAAUCUCAAGAACAAUUUCAUGAUGCAAAGAAUCCUUAAAUCAUGCAGAGUGUUCACGGUUCUAUAUAGAACCAUUUUCUUUAGUGGGUUCUUUAGUGAAGAAAAUGAAACGAAGCUGCAAAAACAGCUCAUUUUGAAUUAAAUGAGUUUAUCGUGUCUCAAUAACCAGCACAUUUACAUAAGUCCUCUUAUUCAGUUUAGCCCCGCCCACUCACAGUAACCUUAUAAGGGAUGUUUCAGCCCAGACCACUUUUUGAAUGAGGGCAGCCAAUCAGAACAAAGCUCAUUUACCUAUAUCAGUCUUUAAGGCACAGUAACAAAAACAGCCUGUUUAAUUAUAAGGCAUAAAGAGAAGCUGGAAAAUGGUCAUGUUAAAAUGAAAUAUGAUAAGAUCUCCCAAAUGUCAUAGAUGGACCUGAGGAGUGAAAAAAAGGAAAGAGAAUUGUAGGAUAUGGGAAUUUUAAAUUGGGAAUAAACACUGUAUAAUUGUUGAAUAUUAUAUAAGAGUUAUUUCCAGCCACGCGAGCUGAUUGGUUGAGAAGCGUUCUAACCGGGCGGUUAUUUCACCCUAACAUCACAGGCUUUUCACAAACACUAUCACUCCACUGAGACGCCGUUGCUAAGCAACGACUCUGACAGCUGUAGGAGACGCUCGAGCCAUUUGAACAUUUUUACCUCUUACUUUGCCACAAACAGAAA
Messenger RNA from Pygocentrus nattereri (red-bellied piranha), 2652 nucleotides. RefSeq names its product chromosome 5 C2orf50 homolog (gene cimip5). The transcript is spliced from 3 exons. Bases 109 to 576 code for a protein of 155 amino acids. NCBI's taxonomy places the organism in Eukaryota, Metazoa, Chordata, Actinopteri, Characiformes, Serrasalmidae. The record is from RefSeq and is a predicted model, not a curated record.